Molecule: messenger RNA, 3344 nt
Organism: Telopea speciosissima
Lineage: Eukaryota; Viridiplantae; Streptophyta; Magnoliopsida; Proteales; Proteaceae
Product: disease resistance protein RPV1-like
Exons: 7
Coding region: 24-3317 (1097 amino acids)
Biological process (GO): defense response; signal transduction
Molecular function (GO): ADP binding
Source: RefSeq, a predicted model, not a curated record
UCUUUCGGAGAAGACUUCUCUCAAUGGCAGCACGAUCUGCGUCCUCAUCUGGUUGGAGUUAUGAAGUAUUCCUGAACUUCAGGGGUAUAGAUGCUCGUACUACCUUUACUGAAGAUCUCUACAAUGCCUUGGUUGCUGCUGGUAUUCACACUUUCAUUGACGACGUUAAACUCCGUACUGGGGAAGAGAUCGGCCCAGAGCUACUCUCUGAGAUCCAGAAGUCAAGAAUCUCGAUCCCCAUCUUCUCAAAGAAUUACGCGUCAAGCAAAUGGUGCCUCAACGAGCUCGUCAAGAUCGUCGAAUGCAGGAAAACCAUGAAUCAACUUGUCAUGCCCAUCUUCUACGAUGUUGAUCCCGCAGACGUCGGUCACCACACUGGGAGCUAUGCAGAGGCUCUUCAGGAACACAACAAGUGUUUCGAUCAGAGCAUCAUUGACGAGUGGAAAAAUGCUCUGAGAGAGGUUGGGGAAUUGAAGGGAUGGGUUUUGAAGAACAUCGAUGGAGGGAAUGAAGAAGCAUCAGUAAAAUUAGUUGUUGCAACAAUUUCCAAUGAAUUGGAAAAAGAUUCCCUGAUUGUUUCUGAUGACCUACUUGGAAUCCAAUCUCAUUUAGAAAAAGUGAGAAACUUAUUGAACAUUAAACCAGAUGAUGUAAAGAUUGUGGGAGUGUGGGGGCUAGGUGGGAUUGGCAAGACAACUAUAGCCAAGAUCGUUUACAAUGAAAUUUCAAAUCACUUUGAAGGAUGUAGUUUUCUUAAAAAUGUUCGAGAUACUUCACUUAUCGAUUUGCAAAAUCAACUUCUUUCUGAAAUAUUGGAAGGAGUAAGAUUCAACAUCACUAAUAAAGACAGGGGAAUUGAAAUGAUCAAAGAAAGACUUUGCAUGAGGAAAGUUCUUAUUGUUCUUGAUGAUGUGGUUGAAAAAUCUCAAUUAAAUGCAUUAGUCGGGAAGCGUGAUUGGUUUGGUUUGGGAAGUAGAAUUAUAAUCACAACAAGAAAUGAGCAUAUCUUAGUUCAUCAUGAAGUGGAUGGGAUAUAUGAGCCCUGUGAAAUGGAUCCAAAUCAAUCUCUUCAACUAUUUUCCAGGUGUGCCUUCAAAAGGGACCAAACACCGGAGGAGUAUCUAGAUCUCUCAAAAGACAUAGUUAAGGAAACUGGAGGACUUCCCUUGGCUCUUGAGGUUAUAGGUUCAUCUUUAUUUGGCAUGGAAAAAUCAGAAUGGCAAGUUACACUGGAGAUGUUGCAAAAUCAUUUUCUUCAUGCUGAAGUUUUGGAAAAGUUGAAAAUAAGUUUUGAUGAGUUAACGUAUUUGGAGAAACAAAUAUUUCUUGAUAUCGCAUGCUUUUUCAAUGGAAUGGAUAAACAUAUUGCAUGUUUGAUAUGGCAACAGCGCGGGUUUUACCCUGAAGAAGGAAUUAAGGUUCUCUGCCAAAAGUCUUUGCUGAAGAUUGGUGAAAAUAAUGAACUAAAGAUGCAUGAUCUGCUUGGAGAUCUUGGAAAGGAAAUCAUUCGUGAAGAAAACCUUAAGGUGCCCGGAAGGCGUAGUAGGUUGUGGUCUCAUGAGGAAGCCUUGGAUGUAUUGGAGAAAGAUAUGGGAACGGAUAAAGUUGAAGGGCUCUGCAUUGACUUUGGAGGUAGUUCUAGUAACCAAUGCUAUUUGAAGAGCGAAGGAUUUACUAAAAUGAGUGAACUUAAGUUACUCCAAGUUGAUUAUGCACACUUUGUUCCAGACUCUGUGCUUUCUUUUUCGGAACUGAUAUGGUUGAGAUGGAAAGGAUGCCCUCUGGAAUUCACGCUAAUGAAUUUUCAUCCAGUCAACCUGGUUGUCCUUGAUCUGUCAUAUAGUUUUGUUACAAGUUACUGGAGGGGUUGGGAGCACAUUAAGGUGGCAAAGAAUCUAAAAGUUCUGAAUCUGACAGGGUGUCAACACCUGUUAAAGACUCCAAAACUAGCAAAUCGUCGCUUGGAGGUCUUGAUUCUUGAAAACUGUGAAAAUCUGGCUGAAAUGGAUGAAUCUUUCAAUUACCUUGAGAAGCUAGUCACAUUGAAUAUGAGGGACUGCACAAAACUAAGGGAUCUCCCAUAUGGCAUCGGGGAGUUGAGGUCUAUCAAAAAUCUCAACUUACAUCAAUGCCAAGGACUUGACAAGAUACCUGAUUCCAUAUGUCUUUUGGAAAAACUGGAGACUUUUGAUGCCAGCUUUUGUUGUAUCAAGGAUGGGGGAAUUCCGGAUACCAUAGGGUAUCUACCCUCUUUGAAAAUCUUAAGACUAGGUAGAAACGAUUUACAAAGCCUACCUGUGACAGUUUCUAACCUUUCCUUGCUCGAAACACUUGAUUUACGGUUCUGCAACGAACUAGAAUCGCUCCCAGCAUUGGUAGGGUUGAGAAAUUUAGAGAGAUUAAAGCUUGAUAAUUGUCGGAGCUUAGCAGAGAUUGAAGGCCUCCAAGGGUUGGACUCCCUAGUUCUGUUGACAAUGAUGAACUGCAGAUCAUUAAGAAAAAUAGGGAAAAUAUCCGGCUUGAGAAAACUGAAGGAAUUAAGACUAGAGGGUUACUCAAUGUUGUCUGAGAUUGAGGGCCUUGAGGGACUCGAUUCUUUGGAGCUGUUGACAACAAAGGACUGUGGAUCAUUAUGGAAAAUCGGGAAAAUAUCUAACUUAAAAAAACUGAAGGAAUUAAGACUCAAGGAUCAUUCAAUGUUAUCUGAGAUUGAGGGCCUUGAGGGACUGGACUCCCUGGAGCUGUUGACGAUGGAAAACUGUAAAUCAUUAAGGCAAAUUGGGAAACUAUCCAGCUUGAGAAAACUGAAGAAAUUAAAAAUGGAGAGCUGCGAGAACUUACUCGAGAUUGAGGCACUUGUGGGAUUGGAUUCCUUGAAGCAUUUAGAUGUUCGCAUGUGCAAAAAACUAACGAAGAUUCAAGGCCUCGAUAGAUUGGAAUCCUUGAAGUGCUUGGACCUUUGGGGGUGCUCAUCUAUGGAAAGAUUACCAGAUCUCUCCAACUUGAGAAACUUGAAGCGUUUAACUGCUUGCUGGUGUGAAAAACUAAUGGAGAUUCAAGGCCUCGAUCGAUUGGAAUCCUUGGAGUCCUUGGACUUUCAGGGGUGCUCGUCUUUGGAAAGAUUACCAGAUUUCUCCAACUUGAGAAACUUGAAGCGUUUAAAUGCUUGCAGCUGUAAAACACUAAUGGAGAUUCAAGGCCUCGAUAGAUUGGAAUCCUUGAGGUUCUUGGUCCUUCGGGGGUGCUCGUCUAUGAAAAGAUUACCAGAUCUCUCCAACUUGAAAAAUUUGAAGAAUCGUUCACACACCUUUGCUUGAAGCUAACCAAGAUUCAAGGCCUCAACA